AUGAUGUUCAACACCCAAACGUUCAUAUCUAUCUAUCUAUCUAUCUAUCUAUCUAUCUAUCUAUCUAUCUCGGCCUGUUCAGUAUCUAUCUAUCUAUCUAUCUAUCUAUCUAUCUAUCUAUCUCGGCCUGUUCAGUAUCUAUCUAUCUAUCUAUCUAUCUAUCUCGGCCUGUUCAGUAUCUAUCUAUCUAUCUAUCUAUCUAUCUAUCUAUCUAUCUAUCUAUCUAUCUCGGCCUGUUCAGUAUCUAUCUAUCUAUCUAUCUAUCUAUCUACCUAUCAACCAAACUCUCUACCCAUCUAUCUCAACCUUCUGUUCAUAUCUAUCUAUCCCAGUUUGUUCAUUAUCUAUGUAUGUAUCUAUCUAACUCAAUCUGUUCAUAACUAUCUAUCUAUUGCAAUAUGUAUGUAUGUAUGUAUCUAUCUAUCCAUCUAUCUAUCUAUCCAUAUUCUGUUCAUAUCUAUCUAUCUAUCACGGCCUGUUCAUAUCUAUCAACAUCUAUCUAUUCUGUACAUAUCUAUCUAUCUAUCUGUCUGUCUGUCUGUUCAUAUCUAUCUAUCUAUCUAUCUAUCUAUCUAUCUAUCUAUCUAUCUUUUAUUAAUAAUGUUCACCAACCGAGGAGAUCUGUCUAUCUAUCUAUCUAUCUAUCUAUUCCAACAGUAG
Messenger RNA from Acanthosepion pharaonis, 660 nucleotides. NCBI's taxonomy places the organism in Eukaryota, Metazoa, Mollusca, Cephalopoda, Sepiida, Sepiidae. The record is from the annotation of a GenBank genome assembly.